This is a messenger RNA of Gigantopelta aegis, 2679 nucleotides long. RefSeq names its product beta-hexosaminidase-like. Bases 90 to 2501 code for a protein of 803 amino acids. The transcript is spliced from 7 exons. Gene Ontology annotation, cellular component: membrane. Gene Ontology annotation, molecular function: beta-N-acetylhexosaminidase activity; polysaccharide binding. Lineage: Eukaryota; Metazoa; Mollusca; Gastropoda; Neomphalida; Peltospiridae. The record is from RefSeq and is a predicted model, not a curated record. Gene Ontology annotation, biological process: carbohydrate metabolic process; glycosaminoglycan metabolic process; ganglioside catabolic process.
GUCCGACUUCGUUUUAAAGGAAUGCCACGUGGUCUGGGUCUAAUAUCCGAGCUCGAACGGUCACCCGGGAAGGUGGUAUCACGAGAAAAAUGGACCUUGUGUUAUACCUUGUGCCACUGAUUGCAGUUAUUGUCCACUCCAAAACAUGGAAUCAGUCGAUACUAGACGACGUUGCCAAGAACCUCAAGAUUCAAAUCGUUGCCACUGACAACACGAAGGAACACGACACAUAUCUGGCCGAAAUAUCGCUCACCAACAAAGGAACGCACGUCAUAACGAAACAUGGCAACUGGAAGAUAUUCUUCUCAAGCGGGUCGCUAAUCGAACCCACACACCUUCCUGUUGAACGUUCACCCAAUCCGGAAGACCUUGUUGUGGGAGGUCAAGGGGUCAGAGUGCACCACUCCAAAGGGUCGCUCUUUUGGUUGGAGCCGACAGACGACUUCUGCGAGUUCCCGCCAGGAAGUAGCAGAAAGGUCAAAUAUAAAGGUCAGCGAUGGGCGGUCGCUAAGACGGAUUUCUUCCCUGACUGGUAUGUGGUGGUUCCUGGCCUCGAGCCAAGACUAAUAGAGAGCACCGUGGGUGAGGGUCUGGAAUUCAUUGGGGACUUCACGAAACCUCAACAGUGGAAGCGGUACAAUACGGAUCGGUAUAACCCAUUUACAGCCCAAGAACGUUAUGAGAGAAACAAACUUCCGGAAGUCGCAGACAAGGAAGAGAUUAGAGUUAUCCCUUCCCCGCAUCACGUGACUAUCAACAAACAGUCGAGUACGGUGGUUGACAGGAUAUGGAAGAUUUACGCCCAGCGAGGAGUGGAAACCGAAGCUUUAUAUCUAAGAGAGAAAUCCAACAUAGAAUUGUCACAGACAGAUUUGCCGAAAAACAUCGUCCGUCUUAGCACCGGCUACGUCAACAUCAGCGGCAACGUCCUCACAGACAGCGAGGACGCUUACACACUCUCCAUUGAUCCUGCUCUCAGAGUAAUAUCAAUCCAAGGUCAAGGCCGCUCGGGCGUCUUCUACGGCGUGCAGACACUGUUGAGUUUAAUGUCCGCCGGAGGAAUUGUCUACAAGACGGAUGUUAAAGACGCGCCCCGAUAUCAGUACAGAGGGGUGCUCCUGGACGUAGGGAGGAAUUUUCGACCCAAGGAAGACGUGAUCAAGCUCCUAGACGUGAUGUCCACGUACAAGCUCAACAAGCUGCAUUUCCACCUCACGGACGACGAGGGCUGGAGGCUACAGAUCCCAGGGCUGUCAGAACUCACGGAGGUUGGAUCCAAACACUGUCACGAUCUUACAGAAACAAAAUGCCUCCUUCCACAGCUCGGGUCAGGGCCCACCGCAGACACUUCCGGAUCCGGGUUUUACACUGUAGCAGACUACCAAGAAAUCCUCCGACAGGCAGAAAGGAGGCACAUCCAUGUGAUACCGGAAGUAGCUAUGCCCAGUCAUGCGCAUGCGGCCAUAAAGGCGAUGAACGCACGGUACAAGAAGUUUCGAAAGCUUAGGCGGGCAGAAGAGGCUCGGGAAUAUCUGUUAUCAGAGAAGGGUGAUCCGUCGAGAUAUCUCUCCACCCAGAUGUUCGACGACAACGCAAUGAACCCGUGCAUGGAAUCAACUUUUAGGUUCAUCGAUUACGUCAUACAGGAAAUAGCCGUGAUUCACUCGCAGGCGCAGCCGCUGACGGUGUUUCACUUCGGCGGAAGUGACGUGGCAGUCGGAGCGUGGACGAAAUCCAAACACUGUCGAACUCUUCGAAAUGCGACCGAGGUCAACGCGUCGGAACUGAAAGAACUCUUCUUUAGGAAAGUCGCGAAAAUCACCGCGUCACGUCAUCUCAGCGUUGCAGGGUGGGAAGACGGGUUGAUGCACCUCGGGUUAACGGGCACGCCUUUCAAUUUAUCGGGAGUUGAAAACAGGAGGGUUUAUGCGCAUGCGUGGGACAACGUCUGGGAGACGGGAUCUGCAGGUCGUGCGUACAAGCUAGCUAACAGCGGAUAUAAGGUUGUGAUGUGCCAGGCAACUCACCUGUAUUUCGACCACCCUUACGAACCGGAUCCUUUGGAGCGCGGAAACUACUGGGCAACCAGGUACACGGAUACGAAGAAAACGUUCACGUUCAUGCCGGAAAAUCUCUAUGCCAAUAUAGACGUUAAGCGAUCAGGGGAGGCAAUUACGAGAGAAGAAGCGUGCGGCACAGACGGUCUAUACUGCCCUCCCCUUAGUGAUCCACAGAACAUUGUAGGUAUUCAAGGACAACUGUGGAGUGAGACCGUCAGAACCACGGACCAUCUUCACUCGAUGGUAUUCCCGCGACUCCUUGCGCUGGCAGAACGUGCAUGGCACCGGGCAUCCUGGGAGAUAAUGGCUCACAAGGAAUCACGUGAUCGCGAUAUGGAAUCCGAUUGGCUGUCUUUCGCCGUGGCCGUCAGGAAACGAGAACUUCCGAGGCUUGAUUCAGCCGGGAUAAAGUACAGAAUUCCCCUGCCAGGAGCUAGGUGAGACAGAGUACAUAAAUAUCCACACCGGAUGGCCACAGAUCACAGUUAUCUUCCCAUUUUGUUGACGAAAAACUGAAAUUAUCUUUGCACAAGUAGUCUGCAGUUUGGUUAUUUUAUGGCACAUAGCUUUGUAAUGGCACAUAUUAUAUUGACCAUGAUACGGGAGAGUGUGUAGUUUG